Messenger RNA from Perca flavescens (yellow perch), 1879 nucleotides. Its product is annotated as serine/threonine-protein kinase RIO3-like. Lineage: Eukaryota; Metazoa; Chordata; Actinopteri; Perciformes; Percidae. Bases 350 to 1879 code for a protein of 509 amino acids. Gene Ontology annotation, molecular function: protein serine/threonine kinase activity; ATP binding. The transcript has 13 exons. Gene Ontology annotation, biological process: protein phosphorylation. The record is from RefSeq and is a predicted model, not a curated record.
UUUAUUGUGAAGGCGCACUGUCGCCUUCUUGCACAAUGACGUAUUUCCUCUUGUGCCAAGGUCCACUCUAGCUGGGAAACACCUCUCUGAAAGCGUCUCAACCUCGUUUCAACCGUUAAAUUAGUUUAAAAACCAUUAUUACUGACUCGUAAAUUAGCUUUUCAUACGUAUUGAAGUUUAUACAACAGUUGUGUGUACGUGUCACAUCGCGGGACCUUGUCGUUAGUCUCUUUUUCGGGACAUUUUCGUCGUUAAAUCUGCCCCCUCCAGAGCGUGCUAACGUUAGCUCAGCGGCUAGCCACCAUUCACUCGUCAAGGAAAGAAUCGAUUAAUCGCUAUCGUUGUAAUCAUGGAUCAAUCAGGAAUCACAGCAGUAACUCCGAAGAGCCCGUGGGGCUCGGUGGCCCCGGUGCCUCCGGCCUGCUCUCUGGCUGAUGUGAUGAGCGAACAGCUGGCCAAACAGCUGGAGGAGGAGAACAGCCACUUCCCUACCCUCACCGAUCCCGGAGCAGAUCUCUUGCUGUCAGACGAAGUCUCCGAGACGACCAGCGACCUGAUGCUCGCCCAGAUGCUCCAGAUGCAGUUUGACCGCGAGUUUGACGAUCAGCUCCGCCGGGAGGAGAAGAAGUUCAACGGAGACAGCAAAGUGUCCAUCUCCUUUGAGAACUACCGUAUGGUCCAUCCGUAUGAAGACAGCGACAGCUCCGAGGACGAGGUGGACUGGCAGGACACGAGACACGACCCCUACAGAGCUGAGAAGCCCCAGACUACGCCCAGGAGAGGCUUCACCGGGAAGGGCAAGAACAUCACCACCAAACACGACGAGGUGACCUGCGGACGCAAGAACACGGCGCGCAUGGACAACUUUGCUCCAGAGGUGCACGUGGGAGAUGGGUUGGGAAUGGACCUGAAGCUGUCCAACCAGGUGUUCAACUCCCUGAAGCAGCAUUGCUACAGCGAGCAGAGACGUAGCGCCCGGCUACACGACAAGAAGGAGCACUCCACCGCCGAACAAGCUGUGGACCCUCGCACUCGUCUGCUGAUGUACAAAAUGGUGAAUGCCGGCGUGCUGGAGAACAUUAACGGCUGCAUCAGCACCGGGAAAGAGUCUGUGGUCUUCCACGCUAACGGAGGGAGCCUGGAGGAGCAGCCUGUCCCGGACGAAGUGGUGCUGAAGGUCUUCAAGACGACGCUCAACGAGUUCAAGAACCGCGACCGCUACAUUAAAGACGACUAUCGCUUCAUCGAUCGCUUCAGCAAACUGAACCCUCGCAAAAUAAUCCGUCUGUGGGCCGAGAAGGAGAUGCACAACCUGAGCAGGAUGAAGAAGGCUGAGAUUCCCUGUCCGGAGGUGGUGCUGCUGAAGAAACACAUCCUGGUGAUGUCGUUCAUCGGCGAAGACCACGUCCCUGCUCCCAAACUCAAAGACGUCACGCUGAGCUCCGAGGACAUGAAGAGCGCCUUCUACCAGGCCCUACAUCUGAUGCAGCAGUUGUAUCAGGAGUGUAAUCUGGUUCAUGCUGAUCUCAGCGAAUACAACAUGCUGUGGCACAAAGGAAAGGUGUGGUUGAUUGACGUGAGUCAGUCCAUCGAGCCCACCCAUCCUCACGCCUUGGAGUUCCUCUUCAGAGACUGCAGGAACGUUUCCACGUUCUUCCAGAAGAGAGGAGUGAUGGAGGCUAUGAGUGCGUACGAGCUUUUCAACGCUGUGAGCGGACUGAAUAUCCCCAUUGGUGAAGAGGAUGAGGCCGAGUUUAUGGCUGAGAUUGUGGCGUUGGAGAAGAGGAACGAGGACCACGUGCAGCGCCGUGGAAAGAAAAGCUUCCCGGUAGCCUCCCGAGGCGGUGACCCUCCUUUAAUACCCGGCGCCGAUGACUAA